CUUAAUAUUUAGUUUCAUUUCUCAAUAGAAGGUUCACUUUUGGUUGUUAGGAGAGCAGCUUCACUGCUGUUGCUGUCAUCCAGGGGUUUUGCAUUUUGGUAAUAACAGCAAAGAUGGGGACAGAAGAGAGUACCCUGAAAAAGAAUGGCUACGAACUAGAAAAAGAAACAGAAAAUGCUGUUGUUGCUACAAAGGGAGAUGACAAAUUUAUCAUAAAAAAGAUCCUUUUAAAGCAGACACCUAGAGAAUUAAUCUCAGAGAUAGAAGUCUACAAGACAACAAACCAUCCUCAUAUUGUGAACAGCAAGAACUCUUUUAAAGAUGAAAACGUAUACUAUGUAGUGAUGGACUACUGUCAGGGAGGGAACCUUGCUACAAAGAUCAGAGAGAGUGUGGAUAAGAAGCAACCUUCUGAAGAGUCUCAGGUACUGAGCUGGAUUGUUGAGAUCUGCAUGGCUUUGAAAACCAGUCAUGAUAAAGGCUUGCUUCACAAACAUCUGACGCCAGAGAACGUGUACUUCACCGAAUUUGGAACAGUAUGCUUGGGCGAGUUUGGAAAAAUCCAUGAAAAUUCAAAAAACACCAAGUCAAAUCGGUUGAAAACAAUAAAUUAUCUGGCACCAGAAGUCUUCACACAGGGGACCUAUGAUGCUAAAAGUGACAUUUGGUCAGUGGGAUGCAUACUGUAUGAGCUCUGUACUCAAACAUCAGCGUUCACAGCAGAGACUCCAGUCAAGCUCAUGCCCAAGGUAAUAGGUGGCCCUUACCCAUCUAUCCCAGAUACUUUCUCACCAGAGCUUCGUGAACUACUGAAAGAUAUAUUGGAAAAAGACCCUCAAUCAAGACCAACAGCCAGUGAGAUCCUGGAGCAUCCUGUGGUUUUAAGCUUUUGUCUCAUAGAAAAGUGCAAAACAACUGUGAAGGAACUCCAGGAAAAGUUGAAACAGCUAAGGGAUCUGGCUGACGGUUUGGAAAGUGUCCACACAAACACCACCAUCGGGAGUCUGACAGGAGGAGUGAUUGGAGCAGCAGGAGGGAUUACAGCUAUAGUGGGACUUAUACUGUCCCCCUUCACUUUGGGAGCUUCUCUUAUUGUCACUGGGGUUGGAAUAGGAGUAAGUACACUUGGUGGAGUCACUGCUGGUGCCUCAAAUAUCAGAAAUUUAGUCAAAAGCUCCUCUGAUCGCAAAGCUGUCAGAACUAUCAUUAAAGAGUUUGAAGAGAAAAUGAAAGCAGUCAUCACCUGGAUCAAACAGAUUAAUGAAAGUUUACAGGCAAUCAGGAGCAGAUUUGAGUCAGCUGAUCUCAGCACUGAGCAUACCGAGUUCAGUCCAGAAAACCUCGUCAGGCUUGGCUCCAGGGCGGGGAGGGGACUAGGUGGCAUUGCAGAACUGGUUCGUCUAGUUCAAGUGGUGAACGUUGGCAAGAUUGUAGCACAGACAUCCAGGGCAAUACGUGUGGCAGAGGUAGCAACAGGUGUGUUUUCUGGGUUAUUUUUGGCAGUGGAUCUCUUCUUCAUUGCCAUGGAUGCAAAAGAGAUUCACCACAUUAGACAGGCAAAGGCAGCAGAGAGAAGAGGUGAAGCUAGUUCUGAGUCAGUGUCCGAGACUGAAACCCCCUCUGAUCAGGCUUCACUAGUGCCCAGCUCACCGAUGCAAGAGUCUGAAGAAUCAGAGACACAGGACCAGUCUUCCCAAAAUACCACUCCAAUCAGAUCUGAGCUCAUGAAAUUUGUCCGAUCAAUCAGGGAGGCAGCAGACAACUUGCAGAAAGUCUUGGAUGACUUCAAAAGCGUCAUCUCAUCUAUCCCUUCACUUCAGAAUGAGAGAGAGCAUGGAUGGAGAGAUAUGGAAUUAAUGUAACCAAAAGGUUGGUUGAUUGGUGGGUCGACAUGCUCUUUGUCUUGCUCUUGUAACUUUCUUCAGUCACUGUCUAAUAAUGAAUACUGCAUCAUAAUGAUUUUGAGCUUUACACUUCUUGUUAUUUUUUAUUUGACUGUCAAUAAUAAUUCAACUCGUGUUAGGCUACUCAUUAAAGUAAUGUUGAAUGUGUAUUGUAAGGUAAAACUAUGCAUUUCUUUUUCAUGAAGUUUUACAGUGCUAGCAACCUGAAAAAGGGGACAUUUAUAGAUGGUAUGUUUAUUAUAUAUUUUGCACCACAAACACAGAAUAUUGGGCACUGUUAGUACACAUAGCAUACCACUUUGCUCCAAUGCAUACUGCAAAUCAACUGCCAAUGUACAGUGCAAUCCUCUAAUGUAUGAUGUGGUUAUUUUAAAAAAGUCACAAAUUGACUAGUUUUAUUCAGGUAGGAGCUCCACAGUUGCUAGCAAUCUCAACAUUUAGUUUACUUUUUGUCUCUUCUUCAAAUAUUUUGUACAUUGAUUAAUUUCUUUAUUUUUUUAAAUACAGUCAAAGCCCUAAUGUGUAGAAUUUGAAAUAGUUUUACUUUGAUGGCACUGUGGCACAUCCCAGUGCACAUGGAUUCAGAUCUGACCCUGGAACAAAUGGGCUUAAAGCCACAUAUAAACUUCUUUCUACAAACAAUAACUUGCUUUUGAAACAAAUCAAACAAUCAAACAAACUUGUUUUUGAAAAAGGAUUGUAUCACAUUGAUAUUCUACAAAAAGGGGCUUUGAAGCCCCAAAAGGGGCUUUGACUGCAUUCAAAUGUGCACGCUUAUGGGUCAUUUGCCAAGCAAAAUCUUUGUACUAGAUAAUUUUCUGUAAACAUGAAGCAAUAAACUACAAGCUUUGCAUUACCAUAUUAAUGCAUUUAUAAUACAUACAUUACUGUAAACAUCUGUACUGAUGAAAAUUAAAUGCAAGCUGAAACCUGC
Molecule: messenger RNA, 2838 nt
Organism: Dicentrarchus labrax (European seabass)
Lineage: Eukaryota; Metazoa; Chordata; Actinopteri; Moronidae
Product: serine/threonine-protein kinase 4-like
Exons: 11
Coding region: 114-1862 (582 amino acids)
Biological process (GO): protein phosphorylation; lipid transport; lipoprotein metabolic process
Cellular component (GO): extracellular region
Molecular function (GO): protein kinase activity; ATP binding; lipid binding
Source: RefSeq, a predicted model, not a curated record